AAGAAGCACCAGGAAAGCUUUUCGUUAGCUCCAAUCCGAGCCCUGAUUUCAUCUCCAAACCCUCACUUAACCUGACUCCCUCCUGCUGCCACGCAGGAUUUGUGACGCCAGAGCCGCGGGAAACCGAACCCACGUGUUUAGGUUUUGGUGUUUCUUAUUUACGUCUCCUUUGGAGCACGUGGUGGGAGUAUGAGCACCGAUCUGCCCGCCGACCUGCUCUCCCAUGACGACGCGCUGGCCGUGGAGAGCGCCGUCCGGGCGGCCGUGAGCACCGCGGUCCGCCUGGCCAGCGACGCCUACGGCCGCCGGCUGCAGGAGUACCAGCGGAUGGUGGCGGACCGGGACCGGGAGAUCCGCAGGCUGGAGACCGAGCUGGAGGAGCUGCGGGCGGAACGGAGGGAGAGGGACCCCCGGGGGGACGGGCUGGUGCCCCGGGCAGGCGGUUUAGGUGCAGCGACACCCGCAAAGGUUUCCUCCGAAUGCUGUGUCAUCGAUGAGAUUUUCCCCCACCAACAUCCCCAGACCGACAGGGAUUUGUGGGGGGGCCAGGAACCAGUCUCCGGAUACAUCCCCUCCAUGGUCAAAGAGGAGCCCUGUGACGCCGACACGGUCAUCAAGUGGGAGGUUUGUGAGGGGAGUCUGUUGGAUCAGAUGGAGGGACAACAUCAGCGCGGAGAUCAACCUCUCAAGAAAGGUCUAGGACGAAAACGAAGAGUUGACGUCUGGUCGCACUUCACCUACUACAACGAGGACAACAAGACCGUCUGUAUACCGUGUGGAGCAAAACUCACCGGGAAGAACACCACCAACCUGAAGAGACAUUUACAGACGACUCAUCCAGACAUACAUGUGAAGAUACAAAAGACGUCCGAUGACAAAGAGGACCAUGGACCGAGUGGAAAUAAAGCUAGCUCAACCCAGCAGCAGGCCAACUCUUCAGCUUUCCUCACUUCUUUAAAGUACAAAAGUGAAUCGAAGGAACAGCAGAUCAAGGAGCAGGCCAUAGCUAGAUGGAUUGGGCGGACAGGUUUACCGCUCGCAACAAUUGAAGACGAGGACUUUGUGCAGAUGAUGGAGAUAGUAGAUGGGAGACUAACUGUUCCAGAGAAAACUAAAAUGAGCAUUUUGAUUGAAGCACAGUACGAACUUGAAAGAGAAAAAUUCAAAGAGAGACUGGCUGCUGCCCGAAGAGUCUCCAUCGGCCUUGACUUGUGGACGAAAAGAGGACUGCCAUCCUCGUUCCUUGCUAUAAGUGCAAGCUACUUUUGUGUUGAACAAAGUAAACCGGAACACAUAUUGUUGGCCCUUGAACAAGUUGCUCACCCACACACUGCACUGUCCAUCAAGGCAUGUGUGGACCAAUGUACGCAGGAGUGGGCCGUACCGAAGGAGAAGAUCCUGACGGUGAUAACAGACAGUGGGAGUAACAUGGUGGCAGCCUUUAAAAACAGCACGGCAGAAGAAAGCAGCUCUGAGGACGACUCCCCUGGGUCCACCAUGGAAACCGACUAUGAAGUUGAUGACCAGCGGUACCAUCACGUGGACAUGGAGAUGGACCGGACGCCGUGUGUGGUGCAUACCAUCCAACUUGUGGUCCACAUGUUGCAGAAAGAGACAAUUGUCAGAAGAGUCCUGGAUAAAGCCAGGUCUGUGGUGAAGCUCCUUCGCAAGUCCUCGGUUGCAACGCAGAGGUUACUGGACCAGUGUGGCGUUGUGAACGACUGUCCCUCACGCUGGUCGAGCACGUUCAACAUGGUCACGCGACUCCUCGCAGUCAAAGAUGCCGUCUCUCAGAUCACACAGGACCUGGGAUGGGACGGUUUGCUCACCAGUGAGUGGCAGAAGCUUUCAUCGUUGCAGGACCUACUGCUGCCUUUUGCAGAACACACUAAAACCCUCCAGAGUGACACCGCUUCCAUGUCCCUGGUGGUUCCCGCCGUCUUCGACCUGCUCAGCCACCUAACGGACUUUGCAGAGAACACUCGGUUCAGAGACCUCGCCGCUCUGGCAGAGAAGAUGAGAUCAAACCUGAACCAGCGCUUCGCCUGCCUCUUGGAUCCAACUGAUGAGAAGUUCUCACCACUCGCAGCCGCCGCCUGCUUCGUCAACCCGACCGUCUGUGAAAUCCUCGUCAAUGUUGACGUGGCGGACGGAAAUAUACAGGAACUGCUGAAACAGGCCGAGGACUAUGUGGUCAGAUGCACGUUCCCACACAGACAACAGAAGGACCAGUCUGAAGACGAUGCAGAAGAAGAGCCACAAGCGGCACCGUCCUCCAAGCAGCCAGUGUUUAGGUUCCUCUCGAAAUGCCGCACCACAAGGCCCAAACAGAAACUGUCCACAACCAGCAUCAGGCACCAGAUCGUCAAGUACAAGGAGGAACUUUCACAUCCCAUCACAGAGGAAACGGCAACAGACUUCUGGCUGGAAAAGAGCGACGGUUUUUAUCACAGUUUGAAACCUUUUGCGUUAGACUUAUUGGCCAUGCCAGCUUCUCAAGCGUUUGCAGAGAGGGUGUUCAGCGUCACAGGUGACCUCGCAAGAGGACGGCGCAGCAGAGGAAGGCUCACAUUGGAGCGAAGUGCUUUCCUGAAAAUGAACAGAAACAAAUAGAACUGUUGUAUUCACUGCUAUUUACAACAGUUCCUGUUAGGGCUGGGCGAUUUUGGACAAAAAUAAAAUCCCGAUUUUUUUUUUUUUUAUUUUUUUUUUCUGAAAACCAGAUUUUCGAUUUUUUUUGGUAAAACUACAAAAGACAAUGGAAUAAAUAGUUUCAAAUAUUUUAUCUUUAUUUUUAAAGAAAAAUAGCAAACAAAUUGCCCUAUUGGGAAUGAAGUGCAAUUGAAAGAUACUGUAAAUCCUCCUUGAGUUUAGUAAAGUGACAUUUACAAUUUUCUUGACCAAACAAAGAUGACUAGACGAGCUCUGUCUGUAAUGCAGACAGCUCUCUUCUUCUUUUCCAGCUAUAUGAAAAAGAGAGAGGAAAAUCGAUUUUCCGAUUUUCCUUUUUUUAACAUCGUCUUGAUUAAUAAAUCCGAUUUAGAUUUAAAAUCGAUUAAUCGCACAGCCCUAGUUCGUGUAGUAUAUAUGCACAUGAAAGAUCCUCGUUUUCGUUUGUUUGGUGCACCAUAAGUAAACCAGUGAACAGAAUCAAAGUUAAUACAAGCUUUUUUUAUAUCAUGCACAAUGCUCUCCGGCCGGAGGUACACCUCUCUCAAACCACAAAGGUAAGAGAGAAAUGCACAUGGUGGUCAUGGAUCCAGUAGUAUUUAUACUAAAAAGGGAGGUGUUCUUUGUACGUAAAACCCAUCUACCAAGCAUAUCAGACCUUCAGCCGUAUGUCCAUGUUUAUUGCUUCCUACUUAAAGGACCUUUUCUAGUAGUUUUCUUGUAAUAAUGUCAGAUGAAGCGUUCCAAACCAAAAAGAAUGAGCCCUCUAGCGUAUCUCUCCGUUGCCUUGAAAAGGCUGUGUGCUGCAAUUCGGUCCCGAAUUUCCCGCGCUGUCCUGCGGAUGUGACGUCACAUGACGCUGCAUGUGCGUUCUCCCCGUUCUCCCGUGCCGGCUUCACUGUUGGCUGCAGUACCCCCAACGGCCGUCGUGGCGAAGGGUGGCGCUAGAGAGUCUCAUUUCUUAAAAGGAGCCUCAUGCUCCUUUAAGACGUCAACCCAGAUAACGGAUGAGACCCAUCAGUGUUAAAACAUCUGUUUCUCUUCAUUGUCUUCACCUAACGAAGAGUAAAUAUCCAAACUAUUUUAACAGCCUAGUCAUAAAACGGGAGUUGAUCCUGCAAAUACAGAAAAACCACCAGUGUAGAAUCUUAUAGAAAAACUCUUAAACAAUUUCAUAAAAUCCUAACACACAGCUUGAAAGUUACUGAUCUAGCUAAUGCUGUUGCUAAUGCUAAUGGGGAUCCUGAAUAAAACAAACUGAUCUGGUACCGUAUUUGUUUAGUUUUUUGUUUAAUAUGAUGAGACCAGAGAGAUUAAUUUUUUUGUUACAUGCAUUAAUGGCAUUACAGCUUGGCAUCACUUGUCUUGAGCCCAUUGAUACUUCUUUUAAUUAUUAACAGAGGAAUAUUUCAUUUUGUGUGCAAUGAUAUUACAACCAAUGCAUAUGUUUUUUUUUUGUUUUGUUUUUUUUACAUAUUUGAGUUUUGUUUUUCUUUUCAAAUGUCAAAUUCAGAGUAACAGAUAAAGAAGAUGAUGCUUACCGAGUUUUGUGGGGGGGGGCUUUGUGAUAUUUACCGGUAUUUUUAAUGCUGAGAGCCAUUUUCUUUAUUUUUAUUUUUUUUUAUUUUUAUUUUAUUAUUUACUUGAACAUUAAGGAGUAUUUCUUACAUACAUCUUUUAUUUUACAUUUGAAUUACACUAAUCGGUUCUGUCCAGAUCUUGUUGAUUUUGCACAGGGUAGCAAGGCAUUCUAAGGCAGUUAUUUAACUUCUCUUGAGGUACUUGAACAUUAAUAGUAUGGAAACGAUUGUAUGUCUUUUGAGGAAAAGCCAUGGUGAUGUUUGACAUUCAGAAUAAAAU
Messenger RNA from Cololabis saira (Pacific saury), 4530 nucleotides. RefSeq lists its product as uncharacterized. The record is from RefSeq and is a predicted model, not a curated record. Gene Ontology annotation, molecular function: DNA binding. NCBI's taxonomy places the organism in Eukaryota, Metazoa, Chordata, Actinopteri, Beloniformes, Belonidae. The transcript is spliced from 5 exons. Bases 190 to 2613 code for a protein of 807 amino acids.